AAUUAUUUUCUAACAACAUUUCCGGAUUAUGACUCCGACUGCAACACUUUUCGAACCUUGCCCUUCAUGCAAAACUGACAACGUUGGGGUCGUCUGGAUUUAACGUUCUGAUUGCUGGUUUGGUUCGAUUUUUUUUUGAGUUUAUUGCUCGGAACUAAAACUUCGUCGUUUCGUUGGAACGGAAAUUCAAGAAACUGCAAAAAUGACUCUUGAAGAACAGAAAAUUUAUGCCAACGACGAUCCCGAAGAUCCUGAAGACGAAGAAGAUGACGACGAUGAAGAAGAAGAGGAAGACUUAGUUGACCCAAUGGACGCAGUUAAGGAAACUUGCAAUAACAUUCCGGAGUGCUCGCCCUAUAGAGAAGAGUUAGUUCGAUGCGAGGAUCGAGUGAAUAGCCGGAGUCAAACGGAAGAAGAUUGCGUCCAAGAACUUUUUGAUUUUCUGCAUUGUGCAGACCAUUGCGUGGCUGAUAGAUUGUUUUCCAUGCUGAAAUAACUUUUAGGCCAACUUUAAAAGUGUGAAACUGUGUUUUGGUAUUUUUUGUUUAGCAUUAAUAUUUUGAACAAAUUAUAAAUUUAAUUAUUCUGUAUGUGGCAUAUUUUUUGAAAAUGUUAUCACCAAUUACUGAAUUAAUUUAUAUCUGGUUGUCUAUAUUUGAAUAAAGUUUUGUGAUGUAUCAGCGAUUGUAUUGCUUAACUUUCAAUGCUAAAUUUAAUUAGUUUGCAUGGUUUCAAAGGUUAAAUCUUUCUCCAAACUGAUAAAUGCCGAAAUACUAAAUGUUGAUUCUUUAUUUACUAG
This is a messenger RNA of Styela clava, 799 nucleotides long. RefSeq names its product cytochrome b-c1 complex subunit 6, mitochondrial-like. NCBI's taxonomy places the organism in Eukaryota, Metazoa, Chordata, Ascidiacea, Stolidobranchia, Styelidae. The record is from RefSeq and is a predicted model, not a curated record. Gene Ontology annotation, biological process: mitochondrial electron transport, ubiquinol to cytochrome c. Gene Ontology annotation, cellular component: respiratory chain complex III.